This is a messenger RNA of Podarcis raffonei (Aeolian wall lizard), 2160 nucleotides long. Its product is annotated as nucleoprotein TPR-like. The record is from RefSeq and is a predicted model, not a curated record. Gene Ontology annotation, molecular function: structural constituent of nuclear pore. The transcript is spliced from 2 exons. The coding region runs from base 313 to 1485 and encodes 390 amino acids. Gene Ontology annotation, biological process: mRNA export from nucleus. Lineage: Eukaryota; Metazoa; Chordata; Lepidosauria; Squamata; Lacertidae. Gene Ontology annotation, cellular component: nuclear pore.
CCUUCCUGGUUAGGGCCUCGCUACACAUCAUGAGCCCCACACACGCUUGACUGUGACAGAAGAGUGAGUGCAAUAAGGACAGACAGCAGAGAAGUGGAAUGGAAUGGUGGGCGGAGUUAAAGUUGAAUGACAGGUAGAGAGAGUCGGUUGGAAAAUGACAGUUGAAAGGAGAGAGAUUUGGCUGUGAGAGUCUGAGGGAAAGGGGGAACAAGAUGAGAGGCAUAAUUGAAGUAUAUGUAACAGAGUUAGGACAGUUGUUCUUAAAGAACAAGCGUGACAACUUUGUUUGGGUCUGAGGAGAGAAAUUAAAGAAUGCCCUGUAACAAAGCACCCAGGUCAAAAGAGGCUUGUAAGGAUGCAGCUAUGGAUCUUGACUCAAUAGACUACUGGAGGAUAAAGGAGGUACUGGAGAUGACACGUCUGGAAGCGGAACAGAGGAAGAAAACGAAAGAGAAUCAGAAAGAAUUGGAAUUAAUGAUGAAGGACAAUAAAAGAAACGAGAGAGAGAUGGAGCACCAGAAACAGAUAGAAUGGGAGCAGAGGAACAAGUAUGAAUUAGCGAUGUUUAGAAGGGAAAUAAAGGAGAAACAGGUUGCCAGAGAAUAUGAGGAGGUAGGAUCUGUGCAGAGUGUGUCCCAAGCAGGCCUUGCAUUGAAUGUUCCAAAGGUAGAGCAGUUUAUCUUGGAGAAACGAAGAUUGCCUGAGAGCCAAUUUAUGCCAGAAGUGGGAGAUGCCACUAGUAGUCCAAAGAGGCCAAUUGAGGCCUGCAUUUUGCCCACUGGUGGAGGGGAUGAGCCUGUCUUCUUGGAAUUGGCUGAUAAGGCCAAGAUGCCCAAAGCCAUAGGGGGGAAGCCAGCUCAAGAGUCGGAGCGCAUUCAAGAAAAUGUAGGACGUCUGAAAGAAGAGCUCACAGUAGCCAAUGCUGCAAAGGCAGAGCUACAGUUAAAGCUGGAUGAGCUACAGACAUCAAUAAAGUAUUCUGAGAAAAAAUGGGAGGAUGAAAAAGAAUUCUUGCAUAAUCAGAACAUUCAGUUGGCUGCAGAACUGAAGGCAAAAACAGAUGAACUUCUGGUUCUUGCUUGGGAAAAAAGAAGUGAAAUUGUGGGUCUUCAGUAUGACCUGGAGAACAAGAGAGAAGAAGUGUCCUGCAUGGAAAAGGAAGUCAGUGAACUGAAAAAAUCAAAUGAAAAUCUACGGAAACAGGUGGCAGAUCUUUUAGUAGAAGUGAAGGAGGCAAAAAUACAGCAGCAAGCUAGCGUGGAAGAGAGACCCCACAAUGAACAAAACACCCAUAUUGAGUUGUCUAAUUCAUACAAGAGUUUUGCUGAUGAAUGGGAGACAAAAUGCAAAGCAUUAUGUCAAGGUAUACAGGAACUGUGCAAAUAUCUGAAAGGUGCAAGUGAAGCUAAUAAGGAAAUACAGGGCCAUUUGGUUGAGAUGCAACAAUACAUGGGGGGAGGGGAAAUAAAGGAAAAGAUGCAUUAGCUGGAGGAAUAAUGGAACAAUGUGAAUGAUCUUGUUUCAGUCACCAAAUGCAUAGUGAUCCUCUUUCCAGAGGCUGUGAUUGUUCCAUCCCUCCAAGAGUCUGCAGGCAUUUUUUGAAUCAGAGAUUAUGGAUAGUAAUCUUGCUGUGCUGAAGCAGAAAGGGAACUUGCAUGUCUGAAUAAAUGGCAAGGCCAGCAAAAGAGACUGUGAAAUUAUUCUUUAUAGUUGUGGGAAAGAACUGUGUGUUAUUUAAGUCUAUAACUUGACAAGAUGCUGGAAACAGAUAAUCCAGGCAAAGGAAUGUGGGUGCAAGCUAGGGUUGUACAUAACACCUGGGUAUCUAAAUGAAUAUGUAAGUGGCAUUUCACCAAGGCAAGCAACUGUCAGCCUUGCUGGAACUUUGAACAAUGGCUAUGUGAAUCCUAGAAGGGGCUGCCUUUUUUAAAAAAAUUGCUCCAUGUGAAUCUGGAUUAAAUGUGGACCUUGUUCCUGGGCAAGUGACUCCCCCUCCUAGUUUGAACUGUCAGUCCUUUUGCUAUUAAGGCUCUAUGUGGGGUCCAAUAAGAAAUUUGAUGAUGAUAUUAUUCAUUUUUGAUACAAUUGUCUCAAGGUGAUGUACAAUAAACACAGCAAAAACAGUUUAGAAACAGCACAAAAACAGCAUAUACAUCUAAA